AUGGCAUGGGAGGAUGCAUUUUUCCUUAUUGCUUGCCUUGAAAAAGGACGCAAGGAAGGUAUUCCCGCAUCCCUUCGGGUACACAAUCUAUUGAGGUACUCGGCCCAACGCACGGCCCAACUCCCUCAUAAAUAUGUGAAGGGCUACAGUCGAAUUGAUUCAAUUGAACGGUGCCUGCAUGCUGUUUAA
Penicillium robsamsonii is the source of this 189-nucleotide messenger RNA. Its product is annotated as FAD binding domain protein. The record is from RefSeq and is a predicted model, not a curated record. The coding region runs from base 1 to 189 and encodes 62 amino acids. Lineage: Eukaryota; Fungi; Ascomycota; Eurotiomycetes; Eurotiales; Aspergillaceae. The transcript is spliced from 2 exons.